Messenger RNA from Juglans regia (Persian walnut), 999 nucleotides. RefSeq names its product squamosa promoter-binding protein 1-like. The transcript is spliced from 2 exons. The record is from RefSeq and is a predicted model, not a curated record. The coding region runs from base 342 to 785 and encodes 147 amino acids. Gene Ontology annotation, cellular component: nucleus. Gene Ontology annotation, molecular function: DNA binding; DNA-binding transcription factor activity. NCBI's taxonomy places the organism in Eukaryota, Viridiplantae, Streptophyta, Magnoliopsida, Fagales, Juglandaceae. Gene Ontology annotation, biological process: flower development.
AUACAGGCAUAUGGUAUUGUUAAAGCCAUCCGACGUUCAUCCGAGUUGAGAUAUUCUUUGUGGAAACUGGAAAGAGUGAAAGUUAAAAAGUAUAGUAGCGCAGCCCUAUAAAGUGAAACUAUUCAUGUUACUGUCCGGACGGCCUAUUGGUAAUGUGAUCUUUAGAGCCAAUUAUUCGUGUUCACAAGGGGGAAAAUGGAGCUUGUGGUCCUCUUAUUAAAUUCUUUUCCUUUUUCAUCUUUCUAUCAAAGGGUUGUAGUCUUCUUCCUCUUGACUGCUAGCUAGCUAGUUCCAUCGAUCCUUUCUUUUUCUCCUUGGUUGUCUUCCUUCGUUUUGCAAAAAUGGCAACAAGCAGAGCUGAGGGAAAGAGGAGCUUCAAGUACAAGGCAGUGGAGGAAGAGGAAGAGGAGGAGGAGGAUGUUGGUGAUUUAGGAUUUGGAGAGGACGAGAAGAAGAAGCAGAGAGAAAUGAUGACUUCCUCUAGCAAGAGAGCUUAUGGCAGUGGAGGGUCAACGCCGGUCGUUGUUUGCCAGGUGGAGAAUUGCAAAGCUGAUUUCGCCGAUGCCAAGCCGUACCACCGGCGUCACAAGGUCUGUGAACUUCAUGCUAAGGCUCCGGCUGUCCAUCUUCAUGGUUUCCAGAAAAGGUUUUGCCAGCAAUGUAGCAGGUUCCAUUUGUUAUCGGAGUUUGAUGAAAACAAGAGGAGUUGUCGGAAACGGCUAGCCGGACACAAUGAGAGGCGACGGAAAAGUUUUUCUGAUGUCCAUGGAGAAGGCUCACAUUGAAAAGGAUUAUUAACUGUAGGCUAGCUGCAAGAUCAGAGGUACAAAGAUCUAUUGUAAAGGGCUCUCUCUCUUCUGUCAGUACGUCGUUAAUCGGCUUCUCUAUGCAUUUAUGCUCGAGUCUGUUUAUACAAUGAUACACUUAUUCAAAGUCUCAAAUUAUUCAAUAUUAAUGACUAACCUUUAGGAUGAGGUUUCUAUGUUUGUUCCUUUUAAA